AUGGCUGCUCGCGCCCCCUACGUUGUCCCCGCUCUGAAGAAGCACACCGCGACGGUGAUCAUGGCCCACGGUCUGGGCGACAGUGGCGCCGGAUGGAUGGCGCUCGCUCAGAACUGGCGCCGCCGCGGCAUGUUCGACGAAGUCAAGUUCAUCUUCCCCAAUGCGCCAUCCAUCCCCAUCACAGUCAACAUGGGUAUGAGCAUGCCUGGCUGGUACGACAUCUCCAGCCUCGGCAGCGACCUUCGCUCCCAAGAUGAACCCGGUAUCACCCGCUCUCGCGACUACUUCAACACCCUUAUCAAGGAAGAGAUGGAUAGCGGGAUCGUGUCGACACGCAUUGUCCUGGGCGGUUUCUCUCAAGGCGGGGCGAUGUCAGUCUUCACUGGCCUCACAGGCGAUAAGAAGCUGGGUGGUGUCUUUGGUCUGUCGUGCUACCUGCUCCUUAGCGAUCGGAUCAAGAGUUUUAUUCCUGAGCAGUGGGAGAACAAGAACACGCCUUUCUUCUUGGCGCAUGGCGAGGAUGAUGAUAUUGUUAAGUACCAGUACGGUAGCCAGUCGGCAGAGAAGCUUAAGGAGCUUGGUGUGACCGAUGUCGAGUUCAAUACUUACAGCAACCUCGGUCACUCGGCUGAUCCCACGGAGAUCCAGGAUCUGGAGAACUUCUUCUCCAAGGUUAUCCCCGCCGAGAACGGCCAGUCGGCUGGUCUAUGA
Penicillium cosmopolitanum is the source of this 711-nucleotide messenger RNA. RefSeq names its product palmitoyl-(protein) hydrolase. The record is from RefSeq and is a predicted model, not a curated record. The transcript has 6 exons. Bases 1 to 711 code for a protein of 236 amino acids. Gene Ontology annotation, molecular function: palmitoyl-(protein) hydrolase activity; carboxylic ester hydrolase activity. Gene Ontology annotation, cellular component: cytoplasm. NCBI's taxonomy places the organism in Eukaryota, Fungi, Ascomycota, Eurotiomycetes, Eurotiales, Aspergillaceae. Gene Ontology annotation, biological process: protein depalmitoylation.